This is a messenger RNA of Trematomus bernacchii (emerald rockcod), 2027 nucleotides long. RefSeq names its product deoxyribodipyrimidine photo-lyase-like. NCBI's taxonomy places the organism in Eukaryota, Metazoa, Chordata, Actinopteri, Perciformes, Nototheniidae. Gene Ontology annotation, biological process: photoreactive repair. Gene Ontology annotation, molecular function: deoxyribodipyrimidine photo-lyase activity. The record is from RefSeq and is a predicted model, not a curated record. The transcript is spliced from 10 exons. The coding region runs from base 279 to 1796 and encodes 505 amino acids.
CAUCAUCUGCGUGUUCAUGUUUGUUUAAAGGAAAGGCAAUGACGGCUAACGAAUUUCUUACAGUUUGACUGCUAAAAUGACGUCGUCUGCCAUUAGCUUCAGUAAGCUAGCUUAAAGUAGCCUACCUUUAUCAGAUUCAGAACGUUUCUUUCAUUGUAUGCUGCACAGCAUUUGCAGGAGCUCAUCUUUCUUUAGAGUUGUUACCCACAGUUAUCUGGAUACCACUUCAGUACUUUCUUCCAAGAACAAGGCCAAGAACAAGAACCAGUCAAACCAUCAUGUCUGAGAAAAAACGAAAGUCUACAUCUGCUGCUGCUGUUAAAGAACCCAGUGCUAAGCAGCAGAAGCUGGAUCCCACGAAGGAGAAGGACUGGCUGCAGGACAGUCUGAAGCAGCAGAGGACAAAGAACAAGCAGAUGAAAUUCAACAAAGAACGCCUCCGCUUCAUAUCUAACACUGAGAGGAUAAAGCAGGGCUCAGAGGGUGUUCUGUACUGGAUGUCACGAGACCACAGAGUACAAGAUAAUUGGGCUCUGAUCCAUGCCCAGCAGCUUGCUCUGAAGGAGAAGCUUCCUCUGCACGUCUGUUUCUGCCUGUUUGUCCCAAAAUCAGAGCUGUCCACCCUGAGACAUUACAGCUUCAUGCUGAAAGGUCUGAAAGAAGUCGAAAAGAAUUGCAGAUCCUUAGACAUCCAGUUCCACCUGCUCCAUGGUUCAGCUGGAGACGUUCUCCCCGGCUUUGUGUCUGAUCGAGAACUGGGCGCAGUGGUAACAGACUUCUCCCCCCUCAGAGAGCCACUGCAGUGGUUGGAGGAUGUUAAAAAGACUCUUCCAAAAGAUAUUCCCCUCAUACAGGUAGAUGCCCACAAUAUUGUCCCCUGCUGGGUAGCCUCACCUAAACUUGAGUACGCCGCCAGGACAAUCAGAGGAAAACUCACAAAGCUUCUCCCGCAGUUCCUCACAGACUUUCCUCUGGUAGAAAAACACCCCUACACAACGGCAAGAACCGCCAAACUCAUAGACUGGGAAAAAACCCUAGCCUCCCUGCAGGUAGACCGAGAUGUAGGAGAGCCGGAGUGGGCUAUGCCGGGCACCAACGGAGGGGUGGCCAUGUUGGAGUCCUUCAUUGAUGAACGCCUCAAACUAUUCGCUACUCAACGCAACGACCCAAACAUUGCAGGCCUUAGCCAGCUGUCCCCCUGGAUCCGCUUUGGUCACCUUUCAGCCCAGCGUGUGGCGCUGCAGGUUCAGAGCAGUGGGAAAUGUGCAGGUCCAUCUGUCGCUACCUUCAUCGAGGAGUUGGUUGUGCGAAGGGAGCUGACGGACAACUUCUGCUUCUACAACGAGAAAUACGACAGCGUAGAGGGUACGCAUGACUGGGCUCAGAAGAGUUUAAAGGCUCAUGCCAAAGACAAGAGGGAGUAUCUCUACACACGGGAGCAGCUGGAGAAAGCAAAGACACAUGACAAACUCUGGAAUGCCUCUCAGUACCAGAUGAUCACUGAGGGGAAGAUGCAUGGUUUCCUGAGGAUGUACUGGGCCAAAAAGAUUCUGGAGUGGACUUCUUCACCAGAGGAGGCGCUCUCCAUCGCCCUCUACCUAAACGACCGCUACAGUCUGGAUGGCCAGGACCCCAAUGGCUUUGUCGGUUGUAUGUGGUCUAUUGGUGGCAUCCACGACCGAGCCUGGGGAGAGAGAAAGGUUUUCGGAAAGGUCCGCUACAUGAACUACAAAGGCUGCCAGCGGAAGUUUGACGUAGCUCGGUUUGAGAAAAAGUACUGUCCCAAAAACCUUUGAAGCCUAACCUUUUUUUGAGGAUAUGGAUACAAUUCCUGACAUACAUCUCCUGCACCAUUAGCCUCAGGGAGUGUCCGUACAGCAUUUCUUAUAGAAUAUAUUUUGACUAUUUUUGUCAAAAACUGUUUAUCCUUUUAAAUUCUGAUCUGAUGUUCCUACCUGGCUAGUGUUGUAUGCCAUUACAUUUUAUGUAUGCUACUUUUAUUUUUGUCUGUAUGUUUUAAUAAAAAU